CUGUAACGACGGAGAAUCUUGAUCCACAAAGCCACAGUAUAUCUUUAUUCAUUUUUCCGGCGGAGGGAUAUGGCGGAGGAGAAGCAAAAGUGGGGUAGCGGAGGAGGAGGGUCGGUGGUGGUUUUGGAGCCAAAGCCAAGGAAUGGGUUGACUUCUAAAGUGGUGGACUUUGUGGAGAAGCUGAUUGUCAAGUUCAUGCACGACACUUCUCAGCCUCAACACUAUCUCGCCGGUAACUUUGCUCCGGUUACUGAAGAGACCCCUCCUGCCACCGACCUCCUUGUCAAAGGGUUCCUUCCGGAUUGCUUAAAUGGAGAGUUUGUUAGGGUGGGUCCAAACCCAAAAUUCUCCCCUGUGGCUGGAUAUCACUGGUUUGAUGGAGAUGGCAUGAUUCAUGGUUUGCGCAUCAAAGAUGGGAAAGCAACCUAUGUCUCCCGCUUUGUAAGAACAUCUCGGCUUAAACAAGAGGAGUAUUUUGGAGGUGCUAAAUUUAUGAAGGUUGGAGAUCUUAAGGGGCUGUUUGGAUUGCUUAUGGUGAAUAUGCAAAUGCUGAGAGCAAAACUGAAAGUGUUAGAUGUUUCAUACGGAAUUGGAACAGCUAAUACAGCUCUCGUAUAUCACCAUGGGAAACUUCUAGCACUUUCCGAGGCAGAUAAACCAUAUGUCCUCAAAGUUUUGGAAGAUGGAGAUCUCCAAACACUUGGCAUGCUGGAUUAUGACAAGAGAUUGACGCAUUCUUUCACUGCUCAUCCUAAGGUUGACCCAUUCACAGGGGAGAUGUUUACAUUUGGUUAUUCACAUACACCACCAUAUAUCACUUACAGAGUAAUUUCAAAGGAUGGCUUCAUGCAUGACCCGGUACCAAUAACAAUAUCAGAUCCCAUCAUGAUGCAUGACUUCGCCAUUACUGAGAACUAUGCAAUUUUCAUGGAUCUUCCAUUAUAUUUCAGACCAAAGGAAAUGGUCAAGGAGAAGAAGCUGAUAUUCACAUUUGAUGCAACGAAAAAAGCACGCUUUGGUGUACUUCCUCGUUAUGCAAAAGAUGAGCUGCUAAUCAGAUGGUUCGAGCUUCCAAAUUGUUUCAUAUUCCAUAAUGCGAAUGCUUGGGAGGAGGACGACGAAGUUGUUCUGAUUACUUCUCGCCUUGAGAAUUUUGAUCUAGACAGCUUCGGUGGGACCGUCAAAGAAAAGCUUGAAAACUUCUGCAACGAGCUGUAUGAGAUGAGAUUCAACAUGAAAACUGGUCUGGCUUCACAGAAGAAAUUAUCAGCACCUGCUGUAGAAUUUCCAAGGGUGAAUGAGAGUUACACUGGCAGGAAACAAAGAUAUGUAUAUGGUACCACACUUGACAGCAAUAUUGUCAAAGUCACUGGGAUUAUCAAGUUUGAUCUGCAUGCUGAACCAGAGACUGGAAAAACAAAGCUCGAAGUUGGAGGAAAUGUUAAAGGCCUCUAUGACUUGGGACCUGGCAUAUUUGGUUCUGAGGCUAUUUUUGUCCCUCGUGUGCCUGGCAUUACUUCUGAAGAAGACGAUGGCUACUUAAUAUUCUUUGUACAUGACGAGAAUACCGGAAAAUCAGCAGUGCAUGUACUUGAUGCAAAAACAAUGUCAACUGAUCCUGUUGCAAUUGUUGAGUUACCCCACAGAGUUCCGUAUGGGCUCCAUGCCUUCUUUGUGUCAGAGGACCAACUUCAAGAGCAGGCAAAACUCUGAAUCUCUGAUAGAUUGUUGGGAACCGCACAAUAUAUUUGAAAAAAGAGAAAUUGAAACUUCAGGCAUAUCCAUGUAAAUUAUACGUAUGAUAUAACUCUUCGACUAGUACUUUCCCAAUAUUUUAUCAGCACAUCUUUUCUAGCUUUAAAAAAAAAAAAGAAAAAAACAAUGUAAUAAUUCCCCUCUGGAUCUGGAAGAAGUAUCAGUCUACUAUUUCCCAUGUUAUCUCAAUGAUAUUUCUUAAUGGCAAGCAUAUAGGAAUUUGUUCUUCAUUGGAUUUGGCCAUCUAGCCGGAUGCAUUUUGAACAGAUGAUUUGAAGGGAAGGGCUUCAAUGCUCCAUAUGGAAAGUGCUUGUGGAUUUCACAUACAUCAACAAGAAAACAACUGUAGGCUGCAAUUCAUUAAUCCAAAGCUGAUUCCCAACCCAGUGGUUUAUGUUUUACUACAUUGCGUUCGAGCCAUUCAAACCCCAUUGCAGCACCCAAUCUGCCUAAACAGGCGCUCUCAUGCUCUAAAUGUGUCCAGGUUGCAGGAGAAGAUCCUGUUGAGGUUGUUCAAACAUCCACCCUGAUGUAC
Messenger RNA from Corylus avellana, 2290 nucleotides. RefSeq names its product carotenoid 9,10(9',10')-cleavage dioxygenase 1. Gene Ontology annotation, cellular component: chloroplast stroma. The record is from RefSeq and is a predicted model, not a curated record. NCBI's taxonomy places the organism in Eukaryota, Viridiplantae, Streptophyta, Magnoliopsida, Fagales, Betulaceae. Gene Ontology annotation, biological process: carotene catabolic process. Gene Ontology annotation, molecular function: carotenoid dioxygenase activity.